Eimeria maxima is the source of this 1995-nucleotide messenger RNA. RefSeq lists its product as hypothetical. NCBI's taxonomy places the organism in Eukaryota, Apicomplexa, Conoidasida, Eucoccidiorida, Eimeriidae. The record is from RefSeq and is a predicted model, not a curated record. The transcript has 2 exons. Bases 1 to 1995 code for a protein of 664 amino acids.
AUGGCACUCAAAGCACUUCCCAUAGCCUCCGUUGCAGCAAUCACUGCACUCGUCCUUUUCUGUUCGCGAGUUUACACGAGACGCGCUGUCCAUGGCCUUCGAAGCCGGAAGCUGGCAAAGUCAGAAGACAAUGAGGCAUUAGUUAGAACUUGCGCCGGCUCCAGUGACGAAGACGGGGAACAGGAGCCCCACGGUCAGCCGCAUGAGAACGGUUCCGUUGGCUUGGAGACGCAUUUGCCCUUGAAAAAGAGAUUGUUGGCAAGAGUGGCUCAAGCCGGGAGGGACGACGUCUUGAGCAGUCCCCAGCAGCAAAGGCAGCAACUUACCCCGGAAGUGCAGACCUCGAGGGAAUUCGGUUUACGCACAGGAUUGCUGGCCCACGGCCCUCACCAGCAUGCUGGACAAUCUUCUUCACAUGCGCUGCAAACAUCUCUGCAAGUGUGGGAGCAGAGGCCACCACUGAGUGGGAUGCAGCCAGAGCUGCACCGCCUGCAGCAGCAGCUGCCCAUAAACCCGCCGAGCCUGCAACAGCAGCAUUCCCACGUGCUGCCGGAGGGAAGUGAGCCGUAUCAGAAGCAGCAGCAGCACUUGCUGUUGCAGUGGCCACAGAAACAGCUGCAGCAAUCUUUGCCUCAUCUUCGGCGGCAUGAGUCUUUACUUCAAAAGCAGGGGAAGCAGCUGUUACAACCGAUGGAACGCCAGGUGGGGAUGCAAGACAGCGAGCAACAGCAGGCACUGCCAGAGAAGCGGCAGCAAGCGAAGGUGCAGGAUGAUAGUGACGAGCAACCCAGUCGGAAGAAGCGGAAGCGAGAAGAGCAAACAGAGCCGAAUGCACGGAAGGAACAGCUGCAGCCGGUGGUGGAGCCGGAAUGCUUGGAGGAAGAUGCCUGGCUUGCAUCCGGCACCUUAGGGUCUCAUGAGCCUGAGCACAGCAAGCAACAAGCGCUGAAGUCUCCUACUGAAGUAGCAGUAGCAGGCCCAUCGACGUCCGCGCACCCCACCGUUCAGGCAACUCCGGGAUCAUCAGUACCUUGUAUUGUAACAUUGCCAGCAGAUACCGCUGCUGGGGAUUCAGAGGAUGAAACUUCUGCUGCUCGUGCUUCAGGGACAGCAGCAGCAAAUGCAGCAGCUGCGAUCGACCGGCCUCAUGCUGGCCUGGCCUCCGCUGCAUCGAGGCAUGCUAGAAGAGGCAUGAGCUUACAGGUGCCUGUCCUUUCAAGUUUACUGACUGGUGGCAGGAUGGAACUGGGAAAAGCAAAAAUUGUAGCUGGUGGAUCAGCAGUAGCCUCCGCCACACCCACCUCUGUAUCGACUCCGGCUUUGGUAACCAAGUUACCAUCGAAGGAGGAUUUUAUUAAGGGCGCUCUAGAAAAACACCCUUAUGCACGGCUGCCGACGCGAGUGGUGGAAAAUGUACCGCUUGAGUUUCAGGUCAACUUGGAACGAGCAGUGACCCGAACGCGUCGCAGGAGGCACCCCAUCCAUCUUCUGCGGAAGGCUCAUAAUCUGCUCUUGUUGCAGUGUUUGUUUCCAAUGCAGUUGAAGGAGCUGGCGGAAACAGCGGAAAAUCUAAUAGCCCACUCGAUGGAAUAUCAAAGUGUAGAUGUAUCGGGACACCUAACCUGCCGCGCAGUUGAACGACUGGCACUCCGUUUCCUUAUUAUGGAUGUUGUGGUUUCCACCAUGAUUGUGCUCGGGCAGUCAGAGGGGCUGAUUAACAAUGAACAUUGGAAUAGAUUCACAAGCGCUGUUAGCCACGCCGGGCCCCCACCGAUCAUGCGAUACUAUCCAGGGCGACCGCAAUUCUUUUCAGGCUUGGCCCAGCAACUCACCUGUGCAAUUCAGACACUCAAGACGGGUAUACGGCCGUCAGCCAAAGAGCUCGUGAAGCUCAAGCGGAAGCUCUUCUGCUUAGAAUUAUCUCCGGUGCGCUUGCAAACCGAAGACUUCGAACCGUGGAGGCAGGAUGACGCCUGUCGCGCCGAUGGGUUAUAG